Messenger RNA from Lolium rigidum, 1659 nucleotides. RefSeq lists its product as uncharacterized. The transcript is spliced from 3 exons. The coding region runs from base 165 to 1493 and encodes 442 amino acids. NCBI's taxonomy places the organism in Eukaryota, Viridiplantae, Streptophyta, Magnoliopsida, Poales, Poaceae. The record is from RefSeq and is a predicted model, not a curated record.
CCCAAACAACCCAGGAGGUCCCGUGCCGGAAGUGCUAUCAAACUCUCCAGGACGGAAACACGCUUGGCUGGCUGGAUCUAGGUUUCUUCCCCCACCUUCCUCACGGUAGGGUUUGCUAGCUGUUACGGCGGCGAGGACAAUACAACUUGCCGAUCUCUGGUGAUAUGGAUAUGGAAAUGGAGGAGGCGGGGAGAAAGAGAGAACGUCUGGCUGAGGCCGCUGGGGCGGGGAAAAAGCAGGCAAGGCAAAAGAAAUUGUCGGGGAAGAUUUCAGCGGCUUCACAGGCGGUGCCAUUUCACGGGCAAGAGACAGAUCCUUUGUCGAAGCUGGUCGAAGACUUAAGGCUGGACCAAGCGGUGGCGAGGCGGAACAAGGAGAACCCCGGCAUGGAGCCGAUUGUGGUGGAGGAGCUCACGGAGCAGGAGCGGAUGGAGUUCGUGCGGGAAGAUAGGGCGAGGGAGAUCAGGGUGCUGCACGAGAUCUCCGAGCGGAUGUACGCCAAGUUACUAGCGUCAGAAGCGGAGCUGGCGCGGGCGCCGCCGCCUCCGCCGGAUCCGAACCAAGAAGACCGGUCUGAACUGGAUUAUAGCGAGUACCGCCGGAGCUGGUACGAUAAAUGGUCCAGUCAGUACGGCUCUUUCGAGGACACCACUCCUAUCCCCUGCAUGCGUUUCACGGACAACCCAAUGCCUCACCUCACUUGCAACCCGAGUACCGUACAGAUCUUCUCAGUCAAGAUUGCGGAAAUAGCUGGUGGUUUACAGUGCCCCCUUGAUGUGUUUGGCACGAUCGCUAUGCGCGACAGCCUGGAUCAUAAUCGCAAUAUUAUCUUCUGCCGGACAAGGGACAACUGCCAAUCCCUCACCCAACAGGAUCGGAAUUUAGUCCUAACAGGUCCCGUCCGUGCUGUUGUGCACAAGUAUGGAUCUGUGUACAUUGAUGCUGUGUUGAAAGUGAAGGGCAGUUCUGAAUCCGAGGACAAAGAUCUAAGCCUCCUAAUCAGGCGUUGCGAUCGCUAUGUACCACUUGAAUCGAUUGUGAGCAGCAUAAUUCACAGCAGCAAGCUCAGCACUCUGGAGCUGGCAUACGGUAUCGUCGUCUCUUCUGUCGAGGCCACUAUAACAGUCCGGGUCAUUGAGGGAUCAUGGCCAGCUGGGUUCCGCGGCCAGUUUACCGCAGGUACUGCCAGUCUGCCUCAGAUGGAAGUCUUGCUGCUCGAUUCAGGCGAGGAGAAGGUGGCUGCUGCCGAUGGCAUGGUGGAACUCUCACGUCGUGUUGUAUCUGUCGAGAGGCUUGGUCAGCUGAUGGUUUCUGCCUUGUUGCUUCGAGGUGCUGACAAGGUUGCUGAGGCUAAGACCUUCUUUAAACCGUUGGAGGCUGGUAGAAGUCCGGGUGAGCUUGAUGUUGGCUUAUGCAAGAUGCAAGUCACGGUGGCCUGGUCGCCAUUUCUGAAAGGCUAUCCAAUGCGUGGGUUUUCUCCAGCGAUGGAAUGAUCUUCCAGCGAGGCUGUUGUUAGCUAGCGCCUAGCGGGAGUUAUCUCAGGUUGCCUGACAGUUCCAUGUUAAGUAUAUAUCUGAAACUAUGGAGUGUAACCGUGUACUCAUGACUUGAAUUCUAGUAGUAUACUGUUUAAGAUUAAUGUCCUGUUAUCUGGUUAAA